GCAUGCGCAGUCUGCCCCCUGUACCUUAUUAAUUUUUAAUGGCAAUGGCUGCGUUUCUCAUCUAAACCUCUCCUGCGAAACAACGAACCUAUAAAUACGACAUUUAUUUGCACCUCUGACAAAAGGCGUUAUCGAUUUAGUAAUAGUAAUCGAUCGAUUGUGAUCUACGAAAAAUGGAUCGGCUGUAGAAUUUGAAGAUAGAAGAUCUGUCAUUUUUAACCCUUUGCCUUCCAUGAUCCACAAACAAUCGAGCAGAAGAUGAUGCGUCAGGUGACCAACAACAAUGACUAUUGCAUGAGUGGCAGGCCGUCAUGCCUGGCAGAGGAUGGCCGACACCCCACCAGUCACUUUGACCUAUGCACUGCCCAGUCCAACAAGUUCUACCAAGCUCCCCCGCCCCCUCCCUUGCAAAUGACCUUGCCCCCUCUGCCCCUGCCACCCCAGAACACCCUGAAACCCAUGCCCUGUCAGAGGCAGAAUGGCCUCAGUGAACCCCAAGCUGUUGGAAUCACGAACAAUGAAAAGCCGGAAGACUCCAAGAAAAAGAAAAACCCGGGGAGGUCUGGAAGGAGAGGAAGACCUUCGGGGACCACUAAAUCAGCAGGUUACAGGACCAGCACAGGGAGGCCUCUAGGAACCACCAAGGCAGCCGGGUUCAAGACCAGCCCAGGGAGACCCCUGGGAACGACCAAGGCAGCGGGAUAUAAGGUCAGCCCUGGUAGGCCCCCUGGCAGUAUCAAGACCCUGUCUCGCCUCAACAAACUAGGCUAUGGUACGUGUAGCGCCGCAGCAUUCCCCUACACUAUGAUGAACAAAGGAAGCCUCUGCGAACCCUCGUGCAAGGAAAAGGAGACCAACGAGUAAAGUCCUACUUUUCUCAUGGCUUGUUGGAGAAACAAAAGGCCGCAUGUCCUAAGUGCUGUCAAAUAGAGGGGUUGUUAGUACCGUUUCCCUGGUUGAGUGUACAGAUGUACUAUUACUGGCAUGUGCCUCAGUGUGCAUGUUUCUAUCCAAACCGGAUUCCUUUGUAAUAUAGAGUAUAGCUUAUACACUACACUGAGUGGACAAAACAUCAGGAACACCUUCCUAACAUUGAGUUGCCCCCCCCCCCCCUUUUAGCCCUCAGAACAGCCUCAAUUCAUCGGGGGCAUGGACUCUACAAGGUGUGGAAAGCAUUCCACAGGGAUGCUGGCCCAUGUUGACUUCAAUGCUUCCCACAGUUGUGUCCAGUUGUCUGGAUGCCCUUUAGGUGGUGGACCAUUCUUGAUACACACGGGAAACUGUUGAGCGUGAAAAACUCAGCAGCGUUGCAGUUCUUGAUACAAACCGGUGUGCCUGGCACCUACUACCAUACCCCGUUCAAAGGCACUUUGUCUUGGCCCAGUCACCCUCUGAAUGACACAUACACAUUCCAUGUCUCAAUUGUCUCAAGACUUUAAAAUCCUUCUUUAACCUGUCUCCUCCCAUUCAUCUACACUGAUUUUAAGUGAAUUUAACAAGUGACACCAAUAAGGAAUCAUAGCUUUCACCUGGAUUCACCUGGUCAGUCUAGGUAAUGGAAAGAGCAGGUGUUUUUAAUGUUUUGUUGUUAUUCUCAGUGUAUGUGAUAUAGGUAUAGCUUAUACAUCAUGUGAUGUAGAACAGCGGGUGUACAGGUACACUAGAGUAGUUAUUGUUUGACAUGAGAAAGUGAACAUAUUAUUUUCCACUGAAUUUCCUCCACAGAACUGUAAUUCACCUAAGAACAUGAUUCCUGUUAAUCCAAUCUCUAUUGUUUGCAGUGUCUUUUCUCAAUUAACUAAUACAGUAUGAAUUUUAUGCUGAUGUUAACAGUAAAAAACAAAACAAAACAGAAAACAGAACUAUCCCUUAAUUAGGAUGUUAUGAGUACACAAAUUAAUCUAUAUUUGAAUUUGAAUUUGAACAUGGGGUAUAACAUUGUUGAUACAAAUCACAGCAGAUGGUCAGUCUUUGUUGUUACUGUCAGAAUGCCGUAUUGAGGCUGUCCUACUACAAAGUCUCUGUAGAAUGUUUUAUACUGUGAACUGGCUAUUGUUUUAAAAUCAACAGAUCCUGAAGGUGCUAUGUAUCUCAGAAUGUAUUGACAUGGUUUCUAUUACGGCUGCACAGCAAACUAUUGUUUCAUAUGAACCACUCUAUUAAUAGGUCAACACGUGACUAACAUGGCCUGGGGGUGCGUUCAGCAGGACGUUGUUCAACGUUCAGAUAGAAAAACAGCAUGUAGAACAAACACGCCUCUCUGACAUGUAGAACAAGGCAUUGUGUCAGCUCUAUUUUUAUCUGCUAGGUUCCAGAACAUUUUAUUUCUAUCUGCUAGGUUCCAGAACGUUUUAUUUCUAUCUGCUAGGUUCCAGAACGUUUUAUUUCUAUCUGCUAGGUUCCAGAACGUUUUAUUUCUAUCUGCUAGGUUCCAGAACGUUUUGACUACUGAAUGUGACCUGUUGCUGGUGUCACAGUGGUGUCUGUAUGUGUUGGUCUAGUACUACACCAAAUAUGCCAGCACAAUUCUUCACAGGAGGAGAUCCUCCAGUCCGUUUCGUUGGGUUCCCCUUCGUACUAAAACACAACAUUUUACACCAUUUGAAUUAUUAUUUGCCUUGUAAUUUCAAUAUCAGACAAUCAGCAACUAGUGUCUCUAUAGGUGCGGAGUGUUGUUUACCUGUUACGUUUUGAUUUACUUUUGGAAUUAUUGAUCAUUUUUGAUAGCUAUGAAUAAUACACAUCAAUAUAGUACAUACAGUUAAAAUAAUAGGCAUACUUGCUUCAUAGUUUUUUUUUGUGCUGUGAUUUCUGAGGGGAACACAUGGGAUGUUAUGGAGAGUCAAGGUAUAUUUGAGUAGGGGAUAUUUUUUUGGGGGGGGGGGGGGGCUUCUUAUGGGAGUGGCUGGGUUAUUGUGUUUUGUAAAUACCUGAACCACUUCCUCUAACUUGGCCGUUUUCCCCUGUUUUACCUCGGAGCAAGGAUAGUGUCAGUGCAAUGUUUUGUGUUAUGAUUUAUUCUCUAUCACCAUCUUGAAGAAGAAGAAUAAUAACAACAACUUGUAUAGUGCUUUUCAAUACAAGUAACAAAUUGCUUUACAUCAUAAAAUAAUACUAUUCUUUCAAAUAUGAUCAUGUUUAUUAUUGAAUUGUGUACAGCACUUGAGGCCUUCUCAUUGAAGACCCACACAAUCAUUGAUGCUUUGUCCAUUGGAGAGAUUAGUUGCAUUUGGAUGUAAAAUAAAUUAUUCAUUUUUUUAAUUGAAUAAUGAUGACAUAGGGUGCUACUAUGUUCAAAUCAAUCUACAGUAUUGUAUCAUCUUAACCAAAGAAUCAGAUGUUUUCUGCCUUUCAGUUUGAGAUGUUUAAGUAAAUGCAUGCUAGCGUAGCCCAUAACAACUAAUCAGAUCUUUUGAACAAAUAUAAAAAUGAAUCCUCUUAACAAAUCACAUUCUGUAACUUGUAUUUGGGAGAGAAAAAACAAACACGUAUUUAAAUCUGCUAUAUCUGCCACAGAUAUAAUCUAUACAAUCGAUACUCAAUUUCUGUUUGACGGUUGUAUACAGUAGGUACACCUGCGCAUCAAAGUACAUGCAUUAUAGUAUCUGAACACAGAAACAAUAGUUGCGUAUCUAGUCAAAAAGCAAAGAGCUUUUCGUUUUGCAUUGCAAUACAUUAAAAAACCUUUUUAGGUAGUGCUUAUGUAGCAAUGUUUUACAUUACAUUCACAGUUUAUUGCCAUACAGUAUUCACCAUAUUAUAAUGUUCUACUGUGUUAUGACAUGUAUUGUAACAUACCAUUCCCUUUACUGCGAUGGGUUAGGUAUUGACAUUAUAAAAACUAAUGUUUGGUAAGAAAUAAAAAUAUAUUAGUUUAAGUUCACAAUGUUAUUUUAUGUUAUAACGGGGAGGGGGGGGGGUUGUACAUUCUGCUUUGGUGUUUUGUGAAUAUUCUUGUUAUUCAUAUAUUCAUACAUAGGUUACACCCAUGUCAACAUAAGUGCAGGUUACAUAAGAGUAUACUUGAUUUCUAUACCAGAGUCCUCUAUUUGAAAAUACUUGCUUCGUCACUCUGCUUGAAAUAUGUUUGUGAAACACAAAGUUUUAUCCACGUGGCUAUUCAUUUUAUUGCAUUCUGUCUGCAUCAAAUGUAAUAAUGCAUUUAUAACAUUGAGUUAGUUGCACUUCAAGUUAUAGGACAUUUUGAACAUUUAUCUUGUCAACCUUAAUCUUGUAUAUUUAUCUGAACCUUUUAUCUUGUAUCAUUAGAGGCAAUCAUUUACUUGUAAUUACUUAGGCCUAUCACUGCAUCCAAUCAGUCCAAAAUAUGAAACUGACAUUUUUUUUUAGGUGAAAAAAAACAACAUGAAUGGCUGGGAAGAUUUGUUUUUACCCAUUUGGAAAUUGAUGAUCAUUAUUAAUCAUUUCUAUGUCAAACUAUUUUCAUGGGGUUAUCUUUUACUGUAUUCUUUCCCCCGCCACAGUUUCUGCUAGAAACCCGUGGAUCUGUCGCAAUAUCUUCUAGCAACUUAUUGCAACGACAAACUUCCUUCUCAGAACGUUUUACUUCCUUCUCAGAACAAUUUACUUCCUUCUCAGAACGUUUUACUUCCUUCUCAGAACAAUUUACUUCCUUCUCAGAACGUUUUAUUUCCUUCUCAGAAUGUUUUAUUUCCUUCUCAGAACAUUCAAGUAUUUAUUUCAAUGGAAUUGUAAGGCCCAUGCUACGAACACAUUGUAAUCACUAUGAUAGGAAUUUGUAUUAAUUGUUUUACUAUCCCUGCAUGAUUGUUGAGUGUUGAAAGUUGUGUAAUAAACAAAUUAUAAAUAUA
This is a messenger RNA of Salvelinus fontinalis (brook trout), 4832 nucleotides long. RefSeq names its product UPF0461 protein C5orf24 homolog. The transcript has 2 exons. NCBI's taxonomy places the organism in Eukaryota, Metazoa, Chordata, Actinopteri, Salmoniformes, Salmonidae. Bases 259 to 864 code for a protein of 201 amino acids. The record is from RefSeq and is a predicted model, not a curated record.